UUUUUUUUUUUUCACAAGGCCAACAAUCUCGUUCGCCUCCCGCUUCGCGUGGGCGAAUAUCUUCACAGAAACUCGAUGCCCUUCAACAGUUCCCUCAGCGGAAACCAGACGCUGUAUUACCCUUUAACCGCAAUCAAGUCUCACACGGAAAUCCUUCCCCCCCUCCUUUAUUUUUUUCGAACUGCAGAAACCAGACUGAAAGAACGAGCUAAAAAUAAAUAAAAAAUAUGGCUAGUCGUGCAUAGCAGCAGAAUGCGAAGUCCCGGGUUCAGCAUUCCGCGCCUUCAUUCCGCGUGACGAUGCCCAGUGGCGGUGAGUGGCAUGGACGCCACGCACGUGCCGAGCAUCAUUGAGGGGCGCCGGCCGAUCGACGCCGAUCUGAAGCGAGAGAUUGACAGCGUGUUCUCGCAAACACUCGCUUUGCGCCGGAAGGACUUCCUGGUGCAGCUGCACGUGACACCGCGAGGGCGGCGAAGUCCGCCGCCGGCGUCCGACUUUGUCAUCCUGGCGGGGAUCGGAAGCGGCUCCUUUGGGGAUGUGUAUCUGGUGAGGUGGCACGGCGCCGCCGUCAGGCGACACGUCGCCAUGAAGGUGCUCUCCAAGGAGAAAAUUGUGGGGCGGAAACAGGUUCGUCACGCGAUCGAGGAAAAGCGGUUAACGGCAGCCAUGUCGUACCCAUUCGUCAUGACAUUGCAUGCCACGUUCCAAGAUAAUGCCAAUUUGUUCAUGGUGAUGCCGUACAUGCCCUGCGGCGAUCUUUUUGCCUACCUGUGUUCACGCACAGACAUGGAGGCCAACACUGCCGUGUUCCUCACUGCCCAGGUUAUUCUGGGCAUCGAGUACUUGCACAACAACGACAUUGUCUACAGAGAUCUCAAACCGGAAAACAUCAUGAUGGACACGAAAGGCUAUCUGAAAAUCGCAGACUUCGGCUUUGCCAAACUAGUGCAUCUCAGGGCGUGGACAUUUUGCGGCACGCCGGAAUACAUCGCUCCCGAAAUCAUCAAAAAUGUUGGAUACUGGAAACCGAUUGACUGGUGGGCUGUCGGGAUUCUCAUUUAUGAACUGCUCGUCGGUCGGUCCCCUUUUCACGCCAAAAGCGACGCGGAAAUCUUUGAGAAAAUCCUGGAAUGCAAACCCGAUUACCCUGAAAAUCUGUCUCCAGCUUCACGAGACUUGAUGCAGAAUUUGAUUGUCCUUGACCCUACUCGAAGAUACGGCAGCCUCUUCAACGGCGUCAUGGACAUCAAAUGCCACCCUUGGUUUUACCCGUACGAUUGGAUUCCGUUGCUCAACCAGAAUGUCGAGGCGCCGUUCACCAUGCCCAAGAAAAAACUGCCGCGUUCAGAUUCGGAAACUUUGAAAAUUCCUAAAAGUGAUACUAUGCUUUACGCCGACGAAUUCGUCGAUUUUUGAAUUUUGCUAUGCAAAGAUUUUCUUUGUAUCUUCUGAAUGAUAUGCUUUUCUGAAACGCCAAAUUGAUUUCUGGCAUCAGUUCCGUGCGAUGGAACAGAGACUUCCGAUAAAUCUGAUAUUUUUUUUCCACACAAGACGAACGAAUUACAGCAUCAUGAAAAAAAUGAAAACA
This is a messenger RNA of Notodromas monacha, 1588 nucleotides long. The record is from the annotation of a GenBank genome assembly. Lineage: Eukaryota; Metazoa; Arthropoda; Ostracoda; Podocopida; Cyprididae.